Molecule: messenger RNA, 1120 nt
Organism: Cynara cardunculus var. scolymus (artichoke)
Lineage: Eukaryota; Viridiplantae; Streptophyta; Magnoliopsida; Asterales; Asteraceae
Product: 14-3-3-like protein
Exons: 4
Coding region: 111-887 (258 amino acids)
Biological process (GO): signal transduction
Cellular component (GO): cytoplasm
Source: RefSeq, a predicted model, not a curated record
AAAACUCAAAAAAUCUAGUAGGUUGCGACGAUAACCGCUUUUCUCUUCGCCAUUUUUCUCUCUGUAUAUCUCUCUCUCCGUGUGUUCACUCUUCACACAGAAACGCAGUAAUGGCCGCCGCAUCAUCCCCACGCGAAGACAAUGUAUACAUGGCAAAACUUGCUGAGCAAGCCGAGCGCUACGAAGAAAUGGUUGAAUUUAUGGAAAAAGUCGUCGCUGCUGCAGACGGCAGCGAGGAACUCACCAUCGAGGAGCGCAACCUACUUUCCGUUGCUUACAAGAACGUGAUUGGGGCACGGAGGGCUUCCUGGCGUAUCAUCUCCUCGAUCGAGCAGAAAGAGGAGAGUAGGGGCAACGAGGGGCACGUGUCGACGAUCCGUGAUUACAGAUCUAAGAUCGAGUCGGAGUUAUCGUCGAUCUGUGACGGUAUUCUCAAGCUUCUUGAUUCGAAGCUCAUCGGAUCCGCGUCUAGCGGUGAUUCAAAGGUUUUUUAUCUGAAAAUGAAAGGAGAUUAUUACAGGUAUUUGGCUGAAUUUAAGACUGGAUCUGAGAGGAAAGAAGCUGCUGAGAAUACUCUCUCCGCUUACAAGGCGGCUCAGGAUAUUGCAAAUGGAGAACUGGCUCCCACCCAUCCUAUCCGACUAGGAUUGGCACUCAACUUCUCUGUGUUUUACUACGAAAUCCUGAAUUCACCUGACCGUGCAUGUAAUCUUGCAAAACAGGCUUUUGAUGAAGCUAUUGCAGAAUUGGAUACCUUAGGAGAAGAUUCUUACAAGGACAGCACCCUGAUAAUGCAGCUUCUUCGUGAUAACCUCACUUUGUGGACUUCGGACAUGCAGGAUGACAGUGCUGAGGAAAUUAAAGAAGCACCCAAGGCCGACGAGUAACAAAUUUCCCUUGCUCGAGACCUUUCUAUGCUCUGUAAUUGUUUGCUUUUCAAUUGAAAAUGCUACUUGUUGCGAGUGUCGACUCUUUAGUUGUAGGAGUUUCAUGAUUUUCUAUCCUUUUUAAUAUUAUGCUUAUUUGACUUUCAUCCUUGCAAACAUUUCUAGGUUGUGAUUUUAUAAGUUAAAUGUUUGUGGUUAUACUUAUAGGUAUCUUCUGGUUUACGCUUCUUCAA